Messenger RNA from Phragmites australis (common reed), 1645 nucleotides. RefSeq lists its product as uncharacterized. Gene Ontology annotation, cellular component: nucleus. Lineage: Eukaryota; Viridiplantae; Streptophyta; Magnoliopsida; Poales; Poaceae. The record is from RefSeq and is a predicted model, not a curated record. The transcript has 5 exons. Gene Ontology annotation, molecular function: protein binding. Bases 149 to 1351 code for a protein of 400 amino acids. Gene Ontology annotation, biological process: regulation of flower development.
AAUAGAAGCUGUUGCCAUUUGCAUGGUCUUCGUCUCCUUUCUCUUCUUCCCCCCCAAUCUGAUCACCCUCCUUCGCCAAUAGCAAAAGUGAGAAGCAAAGUUUUUCGCAAAGUACCGGUAUCAGAGUUCCGAACCAACGUGAUCCACCAUGCUCGACGACGACCAUCAUCCCUUCGCCGAUGGCAUCUCGAGCCCCAUAGCGGCGCACAUCCUGGACUUCUGCGACGACGGCAGCGGGGGCGACCUCUUCGCGGCGGUGAACGCCUCCUCGGACAUGUUCACGGCCUCCUCCGAGGACGCCUCGUCGUCGUCCGCCGCGAAGCCUCCCGCAUGCGCGGCCGCUGCCUCGGCCUUCUCCCCCAUGCCGUCCUUGGACUCCACCCUCUCGGCGCUCCUCGAGGAAGACGAGACGCCGGGCCCCGACGCCGAGCUGUUCCUCCCCAUCGAUUACGCGUUCCCGGCGGCGGUCGGCGGUGGAGAGCCCCAGAAGGAGCAGCAGCAGUUCGGCCAGGUGCCGGUGUCGCUCCCGGUGUCCGCCGCGACAGAGCACCCGGCGCUGCAGACGCAGAUGAGCAGCACGGCGUCCGAGCUCAUGCACCUCGCUUCCUCGGGGUACAGCGACGAGUGCUACGCGGCGGCGAUGGUCGGAGGAGGCUACGUGGGUCUGGAGGAGGCUCUGUGCCAGGAGCAGCAACCACUGCCGCACGGCGCGUUGUUCCCUGCCGGAGUUGCCGAGGCCGCGGCUCAGGGGGCCUGCUUCUUCGGCAAGGAGGCGGCGCAAGGUGGCUUCUUCGGCACCGGCUGCACCGGCAUGGUGAUGCCCAUGAUGGGGAUGGAGGAGAUCGGCGAGUACCAGCGUAUGAUGGAAAGCGCCAGCGCCGCGCUGGUCGCCACGCACAGUCCUGACGCAGACUCCGCCGCCGGGCAGAUGGCGUUCGGCGGCAACGCCGGGGAAAUGCAGAUGGGCGGGAGCAUGAGCCCGGGGCGGCUGCCGGCGGCGACGGAGACGUCCAGCCUGGAUGACGGGAGCUUCAAGUCCGUCCGCAUCACCGUCGAAGAGAGGCGGGAGAAGAUCCACAGGUACAUCAAGAAGCGGAACGAGCGGAACUUCAGCAAGAAGAUCAAGUACGCUUGCAGAAAGACCCUGGCGGACAGCAGGCCCCGUGUCCGCGGCAGGUUCGCGAAGAACGACGACUACGGCGAGCCGUCGAGGGCGAUGCAGAACCACGAGGAAUAUGAGCAGAUUGCCGGCAUGAAGGGAGAAGAAAUGCUGCACUCUGAUGCCCUGCAGGCUCAUCUCAGCGGGAUGAACUCCUACAUGUACAACCACACGGUGGAAUCAUGGAUAUAACAAACUCACACGCAAUAAGACACAAAGCUAAAAGCACCGGUUUUGAUUUUUCCUAUUUUGUGCAGAUUUUAACAAACCCUUCUGGUUUGGUCCCAUGAAAUAAUCUUGUAGCUUCUGAAGUGCUCAGUUUGGAGUUACUGCAGUCUUGUUAUCGUGUCCAAAUCUGCUUUACCUGUUGUUAUCCUUGUAACAGAACCUUGUAGCUAGAGUUUGCAGAGAAAUAAUUUGUGUAUGCAGAUAGUCAUGUACUUGUUUUCUUAGGUUUACCUUUUAGUUUUUACAAUUUAAAACUGA